AUGACAAAGAUCCUUGGGUUGGACGUAUAUGUCCAAACAGCUGACGAAGAAGCAACCUACGCCCAACAUUUUGCCCCAAAUCAAUGGUGGAGAGUAGAUCUUGAGGCUAUCUACUGCUUGACGAAAAUUACAGUAAUCAACCGAAAAAUUACUGCAGGGCACAGAUUGGAAGGUGCUGUAGUGCGUGCUGGUUUGGAUCCAGCAGAUUUCUCGCAGAAUACACAGAUAGGAGACGAAGUCACAGUUUCUCAGGCAACUAACGGAGCAGUGAUUGAUUUCAUCGCGGAUCCCAUCGUCUCCGCUCGAUACGUCAGUGUGGAACUAACUACAAAUACUGCUCUGAGUCUGGCCGAAGUCAUGGUGGAGGAAAUCCAAGACACUGAGGAGACUUCCACCGUUGCAGGCGGUGUAGAUUUUACUCUGGUUGCCAAUCCUGCUUGGCUUGGAUCCACAGGUGACAACGAUGCAACUUUAGCAGCCUACAAAAGUCCGACAGACAUCGCCGCUGCUGUCUCAUUCGGUCGCCAAUUGACGACAGGAGGGAGCAAUGACAACCUUCCUGCAGGAUCGUCUGGGUUUUAUGAUGCCAACUUGGGAUGUACAGCCAGGUUGCUUAGCUUACCACAAGAUGGUGGGAUUGGCAGAACAGGUGUCUUCUACGGCACUGCAGCUCUAAACGGCAUGGCUACCACGAUACGCACAGUGAUCUUACGCAAAGAUGGCACCAUUCACACACGUCCUCUCCUGCGAACACAGACAGCAAGUGUUGGAGAGUCUGUUACUCUGCGGAUGGAGAGUGUGAAUUCACCGAACACCAACUACAGAUGGAAGCACAAUGCAGACAGCGUGCAGGAAUGGGAUGGCAUGCUGAGCGUGGCUAUCGGGAAUGUCAGCAAGACCAAUGAGGGAAUAUACAGCUGCUUCAUAGAUGGUGAAGAAGAUCAGCAACUCCAUGGCUUUAUCAGACUCAUCGUAAGAGAAUGCGCAGCUGGUAUGUGGGGCCCACCUUCAUGUCAGAACACCUGUCGUCGAUGCUACAAUGGAGGUAUCUGUGAUGCCAAGACGGGAACAUGUAUCUGCCCUCCAGGAUUCAGUGGAGAAAAUUGUCAACAAGUUCACGGGCGUCACGUCUUUGGCCAGAAUGCUAGUCAUACCUGUUCUGAUAGCGCUGAUCCACACAACGACGCUUGCCGGGGUCGUUUGUUCUGUUCUCCUGAUCCUUACGGAUGUUCCUGUGCUGCUGGGUAUAUGGGACCAGACUGCAUGCAAGAAUGUAGUGAAGGGAAGUAUGGAGCCGACUGUAAGCAGACAUGUCACUGUCCAUCUGACGACUCCUGCGAGAAGGAUACAGGAGAAUGUACUGGAAAUUGCAUACCACCAUACUUUGGAAGUAACUGCCAGUGCUCUCCUAACAAUGGCGUUCUGGGGCUAAAGGUGUUUUCCGACGUUCCAUAUCAACUACAAGUUUCCUGGCAACCAGAUCCAUGUGUCUCUGGCCACAUACUGGAGUAUGCCUUGACAAACAGGGGCCAAUGCGAAGAGAUUGAAUCUCCACAGCGGGUAUCACUUCCAGGUCCACUCGAUGGUCAAACUACCAGUCAUGUCAUCACUGGUUUGAUAUCUCGUUCAACUUAUAUGGUUUACAUUCGCCCACAGUACAGUGGUACGCAGGGACCCGAAUCGUCGACAUCUGGUACCACAUUGAUAAGAAACGAUCCUACAUCAGUUCAUCCGCUGAAGAUUACGUCCGUAGAUUCGGACAGCGUUACAUUGAGCUGGCGUGAGGUACUCUGUUCCGACAACUACAUGGUUCACUAUGCACUCCUUGACAGAGAUGGUUGUCAGCCUAUCACUCCGGUCACAUACAUCCAGCAUUGCAUGUGUUCGGGAACUACUUCUACAAUAAUACCUGGUCUGGUCGCUUACUCGACGUAUAUCAUACAAGUCCAAGCUUAUGUAGAUGGAAACAACGGACCAACGUCGCAAAUUAGUGUUACAACUGGCACGAAAGGACCGUCUGCUCCACCACAGCAAGUUGUCGUCACUUCACAGAAACGCAGCCUGACUUUCUCCUGGAGUCAGCCAGCGUGUGGAAGUCGAGGAGGCAUCAUCACAGGCUACACGUACAAACUGAGUGGACCAGGAUCACAACUCAUCUUAAAUGUAUCGACAGCCGAACAAGUUGAGAUAGAUGGCUUGAUCCCCUUCACUAACUACAGUUUUCAAGUUGCCGCAAACACCAGUACUGGGGCAGGGCCCUACAGUGACGUUAAGGUUCAGAGAACUGAUGAAGCAAAGCCCACAGUACCCUUGAAUGUCGUCAUUCAGAACGUUGAUGACGUAUCCAUCACUCUCCAAUGGUCAGAGCCCGUCCCUCUACAAGGAAUCAUCACCAAUUACAACGUUAGGUACUGGAGGAGUGGACAGUCAGGAUCCCCAACACCUAUCAACGACGUGGUGCAAUUGAUGCAUAAGAUAACUGGCCUUGCCCUUCCUGCAGGGAAACAUUACAUGUGUUUGUACCAGGUGCAAGCCGAGACGUCAGUUGGUGCAGGGCCUUGGACUACUGAAAUCACUGCAGUGACCAGAAUACGAGAACCUGGACCAAUCCGGAAUCUUCAUUGGACAGACAGAACUGAUUCAACAAUCACCUUGGACUGGGAGCCGCCGCUCAAUCCGAAUGGGCAAAUACAAAGAUACAUAGUUGCGUACCGAGCGACAGACAAACCUCAUCAACCUGGUUUCACUGCACCUGACGAAUACGAAAGGAAUGAAGUGGAGAGUCCGCCAUUUGUGAAAGACCAUCUGGAGCCUGGUACAAAGUAUGAGUUCAGAGUGGCAGCGGAGAAUCAGUUGUUCAUAGGACGUGAUACAGUCUUGGAAGUUUUCACCAAACCACAAUCAGAUCUUCCUGCACCGCCUCAACCGAUUUCAUACCAAGGAGACGCCACAGAUACUACCGUCACUAUUGGCAUAACUACCACAGUAUCUGGUGAUGACUUCAUUGAAUCGUACGUUGUUCAUGUCAAGAAGACCAGGUCUUCAUCUGUGACCAGGAGAGAUGUUCUUAUUCCAAGUCAUUUCGAAGAUUCCCCCAAUGACUACAUAGCAGCGGAACUCCCCAAAGGGGGCGUGCCUGACAAAUUUGUAGUGGGGGACACCAAAAUGUACGGUGGAUACUUUAACGCUCCGCUGCAGACGAGUGCUGUGUACAACAUUCGUGUUGGGUCUGUCAGUAAGGGCAACGAAUCGGUGGCCAAUGUUGAAUUUUCAGAGCCGCUGACUAUCAAAGUUGAGCAAGCGAGUUCCAAUUCAGGGCCUAUUAUCGCUGCUGUUGUACUUGGGAUUGUCGUGUUCAUCUUGGUUGUGAUUGGCGUCGUCGCAUUCAUCCUGUGGAAAAAACGUAGCACGGGUCGUUCACAAACUGCGACUGACGAACUGGUUCUCUCUGAAAACCCAAGAUCUAAAAACAAGAAAAUGGAGUCACUUAAUGAGGACAACACCGACCCCGUUCCAUACGAGAGUAUUGGGUUCCUUCCAAACUGGGAGUCUAAACUGGAAAUCAAACGCGGCAAUUUGAUAAUCACAGAUGAGAUUCUUGGUAAGGGUAACUUUGGUGAGGUACGCGCAGGAGGCGUGAAGAUUAAAGGGAAAGUCACCAAAGCAGCCAUCAAAACAAUGAAAGGGAGUUUUUCAGAUUCUACUUGGGAUGAUUUUCGAAAGGAAAUACAGACAAUGGCAGGCAUUGAGCCCCAUCCCAAUAUCGUUGGUCUACUGGGUGCAUGCAUGCACGAAGCAAUUCUGUACGUGGCGCUUGAGUUUCUACCUAAUGGCAACCUCCGGGACUAUCUGAGGAGUACUCGCCCUAAGCAGCAAGGGGCAGCUGGCUCUCAAGAUGAUGUGUCGCCGCUGACUUCUUCCAACCUGCUCAAGUUUGGUCUGGAUGUGGCCAAAGGAAUGGAACAUCUGUCCAACACGGGGAUAAUCCACCGCGACUUGGCUGCAAGGAACAUCCUUCUCUCUGAAGAUCUGACCGCCAAAGUGUCUGACUUUGGCCUUUCCAGAGUAGAAGACAUCUAUGUCCAGAAAUCCUCGACCAGGAUUCCUGUUCGUUGGUUGGCCAUCGAAUCUUUGACGCGUCGUGUCUACAAGUCCAAGAGCGAUGUGUGGUCCUUUGGCAUCUUGCUCUGGGAGAUUGUGACGUACGGAUCCACCCCAUACCCUGGUAUUGAGAGCAAGUCACUGGCCCAAAGACUGCUGGAUGGAUAUCGCAUGCCCAAGCCGGAAAACUGCGCUGGUGAAAUUUACAAUGUGAUGUUGAAGUGCUGGCAGCAGCAACCUAGCGACCGACCCAGUUUCAGAAAACUAGUCGAAAUUCUGGAGGAAAUGAACUGCAACCCGGAUGCAAAUGAUUACUUGUCAUCGACUGUCUACUAUAGUUUCACCAUCAAGCCUGAGUUUGACGAUAACUAGAUGAAUGUGAUGAUCGUUCCCAUGCCAGCUCAGCCAAUCAUCGCCCAGUGCUGGCGUGAUAUUAAGCAAAUCUAAUCAAUUGUAUGAAACAAAUUCUAGAAUUAUGGAAACAUUGUUCUGUAAUUUUAAAUUUCGCUGCAAAUCAUGGACGAUGUGCUCAUACCAAUGAUUUUACGCGAUACUAAUACUUCACUGUGUUACAUAAUGUCCCACUUUGAUGUUUGGGUUUUUAACUUCAAAUCGAAAGAAAACUCAACAGGGGUACACACAGAUUAUAUACUGUGUUAUAAAU
This is a messenger RNA of Patiria miniata (bat star), 4765 nucleotides long. RefSeq names its product angiopoietin-1 receptor-like. The transcript is spliced from 29 exons. The coding region runs from base 1 to 4473 and encodes 1490 amino acids. NCBI's taxonomy places the organism in Eukaryota, Metazoa, Echinodermata, Asteroidea, Valvatida, Asterinidae. Gene Ontology annotation, cellular component: signaling receptor complex. Gene Ontology annotation, biological process: multicellular organism development; protein phosphorylation; cell surface receptor protein tyrosine kinase signaling pathway. Gene Ontology annotation, molecular function: transmembrane receptor protein tyrosine kinase activity; protein binding; ATP binding. The record is from RefSeq and is a predicted model, not a curated record.